Molecule: messenger RNA, 1793 nt
Organism: Rhodofomes roseus
Lineage: Eukaryota; Fungi; Basidiomycota; Agaricomycetes; Polyporales; Fomitopsidaceae
Exons: 6
Coding region: 318-1691 (457 amino acids)
Source: RefSeq, a predicted model, not a curated record
GCGUGCGCGCAGCGCGUCCGAUCGAGUUGCACGCUGUGCUUUCACAUGCAGCCACACGCCAAUCGAGCUGCCCGCCGUUGACGGUGGUGGCGGCGGGGGCAGCACCAGCAGCGGGCAGGGUCGGGCGUCGGGGGACGGAGAGGCAGACGGAGAGAGGUGUGGCGGAGGAAGGGCAAGGGACGAUACACGCACAUGUUGCCCGGAAGCUCUGACUCAAUGCCGAAGUGGAGUCCAUAUGGACCACAACUUGGGCGGCAUCUCUCCCCUAAAAGCUGACCAACUCGUCCAAUGCACCCAUCGACGCUCGCGUUUCCCUCAUGUCGGCGUCCAGCCUGCCUGCCUACAGGCCGUCCUCCUUCGCCCGCUCCCCCGCGUCCCCCGUAUACACCCCCGAGCCCCAGGCGUACGAGCAGCGCCUCGCCCUCAACCGCGUACGCGAGCGACCGUCCACCGAAUUCGUAAAGCAGUCCAAGACCGGCGGGCUGAGUCUGCGCCUUAGCGAGCAGGAGGACAAUGCGACGCUGCCCGCGUACGGGUGUGGAGACUCGGUCGAGGGCACGGUCGACCUCGCGAAGCCGGAGAGCGCGAAUUGUGUGGAGGUCAGGGUCGAGGGCAGUCUCCGUCUCAAGGAGAUCGCAGAGGGCGGCACCACGUCCCACAAGCUCUGUCUCUCCGUCGUCACGCUCUGGAACCGUGAAACAGACCGGAGGCCAUGUCCGGCGUCUUUGCCGUUCAGUCUGACGCUUCCCACCACCUUUUCGGACGGCAAGGAAACCUAUCCCCUUCCCCCGACCCACCAAGCACGUCUGCCAGGCGUGCCGGGAUUUGACGCCACGAUAGAAUACAUCGUCUGCGCCGCAGUACACAAGGGGAAGAGUUCCAGCUUGCUACGCAUUGGAAGCAGCACCGUGUGCACGCCCUUCGUUUAUUAUCCACGUUCUCGUCCUGCCGUCCCACUCCCGCGAGCAGCGCGACAGCUCUCUGGAGGCUACCCCACCUUCCUGGACUCACCAGAAUGGCGCUGCUACAGAUCCAUCAUGGCCCCCAAGGUGGCGGGCUUGAACGACAUUUUGACCAAGUUCUACGUCCCCGCCGCUAGAGUCUUCAGCUUGUCGGAGCCCAUUCCGUUCUAUGUCGUGUUCGCAUCAUCAGCCAUUUCGCUCGCAGCCUUCCUGCCCCUCGGGCCAACAACGACUCGGCUAUCUGGCCGCCAACCCACCCGCGUGCAGCUUCUUCGGCAAACAAACGUUGACGUCCGGUAUGUCAUGCCUGUGGGGCCGGGUGCGGUUGCUGAACAUUAUUCCAGGAACGAAGUCGUCUUCGGUACCAAGACGGACAUCUGGCAGACCGUCGAGAUCGGUGAAGGCGCCUUCCGCCAUAUGGGUGACGGCGCGGACUGGAUCUGCUUCGCGGGAGAGCUCCGCGUUAACAGCCAAAUCAAGCUCGGGGGCUUCAAGGCAGGAGGGCUGUCCUUGAAAGACUACCUCGUCUUGUCAAUGACCCCGCCUGAUCCCUCGAAGACACCCUACAGCGAACUGCGCCAGGUGGUCCCUGUCCGUCUGACCACCGACUCGUGGUCGAGCGACGGUGCGGGCCAAACCUUCUCGGCAUCCGAUUAUUCCAUUCCUAUCCUUGCUUCUGAGUCCCGCCAUCCUGUCAACGCACCUGUUCCCGGCUACCGCCCCGCAUGAACGUCCAUCGACUCCUUGCACAUAUCACAGUCCCGCAUCCCGCAACUCAUCACCGCAUCCCGCAUCAUGCACGCAUAUUUUGCAUCUUGUCUAGACUCUCUC